Trichomonas vaginalis G3 is the source of this 1305-nucleotide messenger RNA. RefSeq lists its product as uncharacterized. The coding region runs from base 1 to 1305 and encodes 434 amino acids. The record is from RefSeq and is a predicted model, not a curated record. The transcript has a single exon. NCBI's taxonomy places the organism in Eukaryota, Parabasalia, Trichomonadida, Trichomonadidae.
AUGACUGUAAGUGAAAGGUUUCGUACCAGAAAUAUGAAUUCUUCAGUUGUAGAAAGUCAAGAUGAGGAUUUAAUUGUAUAUCAUAACAUUUCGAAUCAAACUUUCUUAGAUUUGAAGAAAAAAAGGGAUGAAUUUAUUGAUGAAUCAUGUAAAUUAGUCAUUUCAACCGGUAUUGGAGUAGAUCCAAAGGAUAUUGCAACCGAAUAUUCAAAUCUUAUUAAUGAAGAAUUUAAUGAUUUUUGGCUACUAUUUCUUUCUGAUGAUUUACUAAAUCAUUAUUCUACUAUUCUAUCACCAAAAGAUAGUUCAAGCGGGAAAAUCAGAGAAUCUUUAGUUGCGAUAUCAUCUGCAAUUGAAAGAAAAAGAAGUUUACAAAGAAAAAUUGAAAAUUUAAUUAAUGAAAAAGUUAUAGAGCAAUUAAAUGUUAUUCAAUGCGCAAAAAAUAACGAGGAAUUAAGUUCUGAAACAUGUGAAAAUUUAAACACUUCAAAUGGAAUCGAAGAAAAGCAUAAUAUUAUUAAUGUUAGAAAUGCACCAAUUCUCUAUUAUGAUGUUCCUUCUGAGCUAUUUGAAACAAUCUCUGAUUUUAAAUAUAAUAUACAAAGAUCUCUCGAUGCAAAUGAUCCAUAUUAUAAAAUACAAAUUUAUUACGGUUUGAUUUUAUUGAUACAUGAAAGGAUGAAAUCAAAUAAAUAUGCAAUUGGUAAAUCAAACGAAGAGAUAGCAUCUUUUUUGGUCAAUAAUAAUGUAUUUUAUGAAAAUUUGUCUUUUCAUACUUUUGCAGAAGUUGUUAAAUUUGAGUUUGAGAAUCCGGUUGAAUACAAUAAUGCCUCACUAUGCAAUUUUACAAAUGCAAUACAAUCUUUUCUUUAUGAUACUCAAAUUAUGCCUCAAGAUAUUCCUUACGGUAUAAAGCUGAAAUUAAUAAAUUUUGAUGAAGAAUAUACAGAAGAAAAAAUCUUAGAGAUCGCAAUUAAAUUUAUUUCAUGCUCACUAUGCUUAUUAUAUCCUGAUUUUAAUGUAUCAUUAUUCGCAGGAGCUACAUAUGAAAAUCAUGAAUUAUGCGCUUUAAUGAAAAUUCGAGUUCCAUUAAUCUUAUUUAAUAUUGUUAUGGAUUUACUUAUUUCAAUAAUCCGAGUUAAUUCAUUUGGAUAUUUCAUUCCAUGUAAGUUAGAUGAAUAUUUCAUUGAUUGUAAUAUGGAAAUAACAAAUAGAGUGAAAGAAACUUUUACUCAAAUUGAACAACAAUUGAUUUUUCAACAAGAAGAUUCACCAAUGAAUUUAUGGAAUUUUUGUUUAUGUUAA